Messenger RNA from Corythoichthys intestinalis (scribbled pipefish), 4360 nucleotides. RefSeq names its product phosphatidylinositol-4-phosphate 5-kinase-like 1 (gene pip5kl1). Gene Ontology annotation, biological process: phosphatidylinositol phosphate biosynthetic process. The coding region runs from base 229 to 1545 and encodes 438 amino acids. The record is from RefSeq and is a predicted model, not a curated record. NCBI's taxonomy places the organism in Eukaryota, Metazoa, Chordata, Actinopteri, Syngnathiformes, Syngnathidae. The transcript is spliced from 10 exons. Gene Ontology annotation, cellular component: plasma membrane. Gene Ontology annotation, molecular function: 1-phosphatidylinositol-4-phosphate 5-kinase activity.
UCCGCCCUUGAUUUUCCCCCACACACCAACGAACGAUGGGUGAACUAAGCCACCAAUAUAAAUCCCUCCCCUAUCAUAGGUACCGCGCAGCGCGCACAUCCCCCGUACUUUUGGAGAGCGUUUUUUGUUUCAUCUGGAAUAGGCUACGCUUUGCACCAUAACUGUGAGCUGACAAAUCGCACGCGCACGAGCUGGAGAGUCCUAUUUUUCUUCCAACACAGCUGCCAGAUGCAGAGGUCGGUGGCCCCACGUGGCUUCAUAAAGCGCUCUGCCACACAGAAGAGAAGAAGAUGGGGAGGUUUGAGACGACAGUGGGAACUUCUGGGUUUAUUUGAGAUUGACCAGCACCACGAGUUCUACAGCCUGACAUGCAUGAUGAAGGAGGGGUUGGCUGCGUCAAUCCGAAACACCAUUGACCAUGCAACUACUAAUGAACUGCUGGAUGAUGAUUACACAGCAGAGUACACACAGAUUCAUAGGGGGUUUACCUUAGAGACAUUUGCUGGUCCGGUGUUUGCCAAUCUACGGGGAUCUUUAGGUGUGACGGAACAAGAGUAUCAGCAAUCACUCUGCUCCGACAAGUGUUACCUUCAGUUCAUCAGCAACUCCAAAAGCAAGGCUGACUUCUUCCUCACGAAUGAUAAACGCUUCUUUUUAAAGACCCAGAACGAUAGGGAAAUCCGAUUUCUUCUAGAUAACCUGAAGAACUACACGGACCACUUGAGGAAAUACCCUCAUUCUCUUUUGGUCAAGUUGUUAGGUGUUCACAGGAUCAAAAUUUCAUGCAGGCUAAAGAAAUACUUCAUUGUUAUGCAAAGUGUGUUUUACCCAGAUGAUCGAAUUAGCGCCAGGUACGAUAUUAAAGGUUGCGAAGUUAGUCGCUGGACGGAUCCUUCGCCAGAUGGAUGCCAGAUUAUUGUUGUCCUCAAAGACCUCAAUUUUGGAGGACAAUAUAUCACUCUAGACCAGCAGCGUUCCUGGCUCCUUCGGCAAAUGGAGAUAGACACAGAUUUUCUCCGAAGCCUCAACGUGUUGGAUUACAGUCUCCUCCUCGCGCAUCAGCCUUUACAACAAGAUGAACGUCACCAAGCGCUUUCAUUUGCUUCAUUAAUCAUGAGAACCAAGCGAUCUGUGAAUCCAAGCGCCACCCAGGGCUAUAGUAUCCCCUCCGUACCCGGGGCUGUCCCAGAGGAGAACCCCGCUUUUACAUCUGAAACAGAGGACGGGCAUCCCAAGAAGCCAGCACAAGCCGGAGAUGGCCACAGUCGGCGGCAUACCGCCGGCAGCGAAAGUGAAGAGCUUCAGGACUUCGAGGCCCAAAACAGACGUUUACUGCUGAAUUUAAAGAACGCUCUACACGUCAUUGAUGGACCUGAUCAACGCUACUUCAUUGGCAUCAUUGACAUUUUUACAGUUUACAGUUUAAAGAAGAGAUUGGAAUAUUGGUGGAAAAGACUGAGGCAUCCAGGCCGGUCCUUCUCAACGGUGAGCCCACAAAUGUACUGCACUCGGCUUUGUCAGUGGGUACUGGACCAUACUAAGUAGAGAGCAGAUGUGUAUGCCUUUUCAACCUUGCCAUCAUCUCACCCUUGCUUCCAAGCCUCUUUAUACAAUAGGAAUUAAAAUCACUUACUGCAAAGGUUUGACUCUGAGAGUUUGUAUGUUCUUCUCAUAAACAUUUGAUAACUUGUAUGUCUUCUUUAUAAGGAUGUAACUAACGAUUAAUAGAAUGUGUCAUCUUUUUACUUUGAAGUUGUUUUAGCCAUGUUGUAAGUACCGUAGCUUUCGGACUAUAAGCCAAAUGACAUUUGUUUAUAGGUAAGCCGCACCGGACUAUAAGCCGCAAUUGUCCUCACUGUAUUAUGGGAUAUUUAUCAGAGAUGUCCCGAUUGAACGGGUCCGAUCACGUCAUUUUCAGAGUAGUGGAAUUGGCAAAAAAUUAUCGGACAUGCCUUUUUUUAUUCAUUCAUUCAUUUUCCAUGCCGCUUAUUCCUCACGAGGGUCGAAUAUAUAUAUAUAUAUAUAUAUAUUUUUUUUUUUUAAUUGUAUUUAACGUUACAGACAUAAUAUGUUACACUCAUCCAGAGUCUUUACUUUAGGCUUAGGGUAGGGUUAGAAAAUUUAUCCCGUUAACGGCGGUAAUUAAUUUUUUUUUUUUUAAAUAAAUUAUCACGUUAAAAUAUUUAACGCAAUUAACGCAUGCGCUGCACAACCCACUCACGCAUUGUCGCGUUCAAUCUGUAAUGGCGCCGUUUUAUCUUUAUAUAUAAAGCUAAAAGGCAGCGUAAAAUGAGUAGAGUGAAUUUUGGCAGCCUUUGGAGCAUUUUUUUAAUUGGCUAAAGCCUUACAAUCCCUCUCCCUACGAUUAGAAAUAUCGUGGGGAAGCAAAGUAGUAAUUGAUCUUUUUCUUAACACUGUUAUUUCCCAACGCAGAGAAGAUAUAUCAAUUAGUACCACUACGCACAGUCAUGGGUGCACUUCCCAUCAUGCAUUUGGGCAUGGCUACAGUAUCAUUUACUGAAAGCUCAACAAAUACACUAGAUGGCAAUAUUUAGUCACAAUAUACAAAGUCACAUUUGUCCUUUAAGAAUUACAAGUCUUUCUAUCUGUGGAUCCUUCUCACAGAAAGAAUGGUAAUAAUGUAAAUGCCAUCUUGAGGAUUUAUUGUCAUAAUAAACAAAUACAGUACUUAUGUACUGUAUGUUGAAUGUAUGUAUUCGUCCACGUUUUAUUCAUUUUUUUCUUAAUGCAUUGCCAAAAUGUAUAUGAUCGGGAAAAAUUAUCGGGAAUGAUUGGAAUUGAAUUGGGAGCAAAAAAAAAAAAAGCAAUCGGAUCGGGAAAUAUCGGGAUUGGCAGAUACUAAAACGAUCGGAUCGGGAGCAAAAAAACAUGAUCGGAACAACCCUAAUAUUUAUUAGGGCUGUCAAAAUAUCGCGUUAACGGUCGGUAAUUCAUUUUUUAAAUUAAUCACGUUAAAAUAUUUGAUGCAAUUAACACAUGCCGCGCUCAAACAGAUUAAAAUGUCAGCACAGUGGUAUGUUCGCUUGUUACUUGUUUUUUGGUGUUUGGCGCCCUCUGCUGGCACUUGGGUCCAACUGACUGUAUGUGUUGCACCAUGAGUGAGCAUGAUGUAAUUAUUGACAUCAACAAUGGCGAGCUACUAGUAUAUUUUUUGAUUGAAAAUUUUACAAAUUUUAAUAAAACGAAAAUAUUAAGAGGGGUUUUAAUAUAAAAUUUCUAUUACUUGUACUAACAUUUAUCUUUUAAGAACUACAAGUCUUUCUAUCCAUGGAUCACUUUAACACAAGGUUAAUAAUGUUAACGCCAUCUUGUUGAUUUAUUGUUAUAAUAAACAAAUACAGUACUUAUGUACCGUAUGUUGAAUGUAUAUAUCAGUCUUGUGUCUUAUCUUUCCAUUCCAACAAUAAUUUACAGAAAAAUAUGGCAUAUUUUAGAGAUGGUUUGAAUUGCAAUUAAUUACAAUUUUUAAGCUGUAAUUAACUCAAUUAAAAAUUUUAAUCGUUUGACAGCCCUAAUAUUUAUACCAAAAAAUAUUAUCCGGUAACUUGUUAUUUUACAGCAGCAUCAUCAGACUGUCAUAAGACCAAAUGAAACACCAUGAAGCUUUGAUCCAAUUGGCAGCAAAGCUUCAUUGCUUCAAUAAGGUUCAUUUAGCCAUCACUGCUCGCUUCAGGGAGACAGUCGUCCACCUCUGCUGCUACCUGACAACACUGUUGUCAUCCAACAUGCCUCCUAGCAUGCAUUGCAGCGCUACAGAUGUAAAUAAUAAUCCAAAUUCAUUACUGGUGCACGAUAAUUAUGACAUCAUCUCGAUAAAUCCAAUAACAUUUAUAAUAGGACCGAUAAUAUGUACUGUUCUGGCUUUGCAGAUUAAGCAAUAGUAUGGAAAAUCAGUUGACCAUUUGCGGGGCAUUGCUCCCACCUGCUGGUCAGAAUAAUUCAAUGCACCUAUUUUUUGUUACAGUAGUUUGGUUCAAUCACUUACACAUUGCGGUGUCUAGCGGUCGCAUUGACAGUCGUGAAUGCUUUCUGUUACGUUUCCGCCUCGGAAAUGUAUUUUAUGUUUACUAUUACAUAUGGAUGUGAAAAAUGUUUAAUUCUGUGGUGAAGGGUCAUAUGUACAGAACUUCAUAAGUUGAGUUAUAGAAGCCAGCCAAUGCUUUAGUAGCUUAAGCUAGUGUGCUAUGCUAUACAUAUAAUAGUUGUGUAUAUAAGUGGAUUGUGCAGUUUGUUGUAUAUUGACUAUUGAAAAUAUGUGUAUCUUUCUGUUGUACUUUCACAAUAUUAAGACGAGUGUCUUCCCAUAAAAGCAAGAAAAGACCAAGCCUUGUGGUUUAUG